AAAUGUUGGUCCCACUACCUGAUAGCCACGCGUCAAAUUUGUAAUACAAAAUCUGCUGGAGACUACUCACAGCAGCACCAGAUCCUUACUCUUCAAUCGAAAUCCGUUUGAAGCUCUUCUUGGCGAUCGCUCUCUUGGCCAGAAGAACAGAGCCACAACAGAAAAAAAAAAUAGUUUUCAGGGAUUUAAAUUUGUGUGGAAUUUGAAAUAGUUUUUGAGUAUCAAUGGACCGUGCUGAACUAACCACUGAACAGGUUCUGAAGAGGGACAUCCCAUGGGAAACAUACAUGACAACUAAGCUGAUUUCAGGAACAGGUCUACAGCUGUUAAGGCGAUAUGAUAAUAGAGCUGAAAAUGUUAGGGCACAGUUGUUGGAUGAUGAUGGUCCAGCCUAUGUUCGAGUCUUUGUUAACAUAUUACGUGAUAUAUUUAAGGAAGAAACAGUGGAAUAUGUUCUGGCUUUAAUUGACGAAAUGCUUGCAGCCAAUCCGAAACGAGCCAGAUUAUUUCAUGACAAGUCUCUUUCAAAUGAAGAUACUUAUGAACCUUUCCUAAGAUUGCUCUGGAAAGGUAACUGGUUCAUACAAGAAAAGAGCUGCAAGAUACUUGCCUUGAUAGUAAGUGCCAGGCCAAAAACCCAGGAUGGUGUUGUUGCAAAUGGAAAAGCCUCAAAUUCAAAGCAAAAGUUCACUACCAUUGAUGAUGUACUAAAAGGAUUGGUUGAAUGGCUUUGCACACAGCUGAAGAAGCCUUCUCAUCCUAGUCGUGGUAUUCCAACUGCUAUUAACUGCCUUGCGGCAUUACUGAAGGAACCUGUUGUCAGAUCUUCCUUUGUUCAAGUAGAUGGGGUGAAAUUGUUGAUUCCUUUAAUUUCUCCGGCAUCCACCCAGCAAUCUAUCCAGCUUCUUUAUGAAACUUGUCUCUGUAUGUGGCUUUUAUCCUACUAUGAACCGGCAGUUGAGUAUUUGGCAACAUCUAGGGCUCUACCACGAUUGGUUGAUGUUGUUAGGAGUUCCACAAAGGAGAAGGUUGUCAGGGUGGUUGUAUUGACCUUUAGGAACUUGUUGUCCAAAGGCACAUUUGGUGCUCAGAUGGUUGACCUUGGACUGCCACAAAUUGUUCAGAGUUUGAAAGCACAAGCAUGGAGUGAUGAGGAUCUAUUGGAGGCUCUCAAUCAACUUGAAGAUGGGCUGAAGGAUAACAUUAAGAAAUUGAGUUCCUUUGAUAAAUAUAAGCAAGAAGUUCUCCUUGGUCAUCUUGAUUGGUCACCUAUGCAUAAAGAUCCAUUGUUUUGGCGUGAUAAUAUAACAUGCUUUGAAGAGAAUGAUUUCCGGAUUAUAAGGGUCCUCAUUACAAUUAUGGACUCAUCCAAUGAUCCAAGAGCUCUGGCUGUUGCUUGCUUUGAUCUCUCACAAUUUAUUCAGCACCAUCCUGCUGGGAGGGUGAUAGUGACUGAUCUCAAGGCCAAGGAACGGGUGAUGAAAUUGAUGAACCACGAGAGUGCUGAGGUUACCAAGAAUGCCUUACUCUGCAUCCAGAGGCUUUUCCUAGGUGCCAAAUAUGCUAGCUUUUUGCAGGCCUAGUUUGCUUUAAUGGUGCAUGGCCGUGUCUCUUUCUCUCAUGGAAGUGAUACAGCGAGCGGAUGGUAAGUAAAUUCGGCUCAGCAGGUGUUUUAUUUUCAUUCCAGUAAUUAAUAGGGCUGGUCUCCUAUCGGAUAUUUGAUUGUCAAAUUGUCUAGGAUGAAUCCUUUUGCUUUUUGUCAAAAACUCCAAAAUAUUAUUAUUAUUUUUAUUUUUUAGAUUUUGAGUCGUGGAAUUGAAUAAAAUGAUGGAGAUUUAGCUUUAA
Molecule: messenger RNA, 1845 nt
Organism: Durio zibethinus
Lineage: Eukaryota; Viridiplantae; Streptophyta; Magnoliopsida; Malvales; Malvaceae
Product: V-type proton ATPase subunit H-like
Biological process (GO): proton transmembrane transport
Cellular component (GO): vacuolar proton-transporting V-type ATPase, V1 domain
Molecular function (GO): heme binding; proton-transporting ATPase activity, rotational mechanism; protein binding
Source: RefSeq, a predicted model, not a curated record